Molecule: messenger RNA, 3213 nt
Organism: Oncorhynchus keta (chum salmon)
Lineage: Eukaryota; Metazoa; Chordata; Actinopteri; Salmoniformes; Salmonidae
Product: transmembrane protein 98-like
Exons: 9
Coding region: 424-1170 (248 amino acids)
Cellular component (GO): endoplasmic reticulum
Source: RefSeq, a predicted model, not a curated record
GUUUGGAGAGGUCCGUGCCAUGUCCACCCGCCUCGGGGAAAAGGUGCUUUGUUUCUCAAAGCUAUAAUUCAAGAAAACUGACUAAAUGUAUCGGAAAAUGACCCAACACACCUCCAAGCUGUUUUAGUGUUAUUUGACCAAUAAGGAGAGUGAUGGCAUGCUGCUUCAGAUGACCUGGCCUACACAAUCACCCGACCUCAACCCAAUUGAGAUGGUUUGGGAUGAGUUGGACCGCAGAGGGAAGGAAAAACAGCCAACAAGUGCUCAGCAUAUGUGGGAACUCCUUCAAGACUGUUGGAAAAACAUUCCAGAUAAGCGAUCAGCCAUAAAGGCCAAGCCCAGACAACCAGAACCCUGGUCUGAUCAGAACCCCUUUCUCUCCCCCUGUUGCCGACUGCCGACGCCCUGGGACCCGUCGUCGCCAUGGAGACGGUGGUGAUCGUGGCCAUUGGGGUGCUGGCCACCAUCUUCCUGGCCUCCUUCAUUGCCCUGGUGGUGGUGUGUCGACACCGCUACUGCCACCCCCACCACCUGCUGCACCACUUCAACUCCAAGUCCAAUGGACUGACCUGCUGGUUUGAAGCUAUAAAUCUAUGGAUUGAACAGAGCGACUUCACAGCACUAAGACCCAAUGUUGACCUGAUCGGUGCCAUGGAAACCCAGAGUGAGCCGUCUGAGCUGGAGCUGGACGACGUGGUCAUCACCAACCCUCACAUCGAGGCCAUCCUGGAGAACGAGGACUGGAUCGAGGACGCCUCUGGCUUGGUUUCGCAUUGUAUAUCCAUCUUAAAGAUCUGCCACACCCUGACUGAAAAGCUGGUUGCCAUGACAAUGGGCUCAGGCGCUAAGGUGAAAGCCCCAGCCAGCCUCAGUGACAUCAUCACGGUGGCUAAACGCAUCAGUCCGAGGGUGGAUGACGUUGUGCGAUCUAUGUACCCUCCACUGGACCCCAUACUCCUGGAUGCCAGGGCCACCGCCCUCCUUCUGUCAGUCAGUCACCUGGUGCUGGUGACCCGCAACGCCUGUCACAUGUCUGGCAGCAUGGACUGGAUCGACCAAUCACUGCACGCCGCUGAGGAUCACAUGGUGGUGCUGCGGGAGGCGGCGCUAGCGUCCGAACCGGAACGGAGUCUACCUGGAAUAGACGUGCAGAGAGAGCAGGCCAUCUAGAACACACAGACACGUACAUACACACACACAUACACUCCUUCUCUAUACAUUAUACACAUCUCGGGCACAUUCUCACACGUACACAAUGCUUGAUAAACACACAAUAAGAAAACUCAACACAUUCCCACUUUCCCGCUGCCAUUCUGUGCUGAUUUACAUACAGAUGGGUUGCCAGAUAAUAGAAUAGAGCUGGUUUUAGAAACCGACAGGUGCCAGAUCCUUGUGCUAUUUUCCUCUUGAUCCUUUCACUUUUAUCAUGUUUCUGGUUUUGUAUAUAGUUAUGUAUAACCAUAAUGCAUGUUAUGAUUAGGAUCUAUAUAGGUUUUAUGUUACACUCUCAGAUUCAUAUUGUCUUGUAAGUAAAGUGCAGAGCUCACUGAGAUAGGCUUGUGUGUAGUUGUUGCCAUGGACGACUGGCCCCUUGAUAUUCAUUCCUGAGUGUCUUCCAUCUCCCAGUGGUGAGCUGUAAUCUGCCCCGUUAGGAGUGCACAGUCACAUGGAAGCUUAAAUUUAGUCAACUAAUCCAUGUGGGGGGAAAACCCUGGACACCCAAUAGGACCAAAGGCAGGGGAAAUACAUGCACACCUACUCAGAGCAAUACACUCUUACUCAGAACAAUACACUCUUACUUAGAGCAAUACACUCUUACUCAGAGCAAUUCACUCUUACUCAGAACAAUACACUCUUAGAGCAAUACACUCUUACUCAGAACAAUACACUCUUACUUAGAGCAAUACACUCUUACUCAGAACAAUACACUCUUACUCAGAGCAAUACACUCUUACUCAGAGCAAUUCACUCUUACUCAGAACAAUACACUCUUACUCAGAGCAAUACACUCUUACUCAGAGCAAUUCACUCUUACUCAGAACAAUACACUCUUACUUAGAGCAAUACACUCUUACUUAGAGCAAUACACGCUUACUCAGAGCAAUACACUCUUAGUCAGAACAAUUCAAGCUUACUCAGAGCAAUACAUGCUUACUCAGAGCAAUACACGCUUACUCAGAGCAAUACACGCUUACUCAGAGCAAUACUCUUACUUAGAGAAAUACACACCUACUCAGAGCAAUACACACUUACUCAGAGCAAUACACUUACUUAGAGAAAUACACACCUACUCAGAGCAAUACAGUUACUUAGAGAAAUACACACCUACUCAGAGCAAUACAGUUACUUAGAGAAAUACACAACUACUCAGAGCAAUACACGCUUACUCAGAGCAAUACACUCUUACUCAGAACAAUACACUCUUACUUAGAGAAAUACAGUCUUACUCAGAACAAAACGCUGCUACUUUUUAUUUUUUAGAACCAGAAUCUUUGUGAGCCGUGUCAAAUGAGGUGGAGGUGAAUUUGCGUGCCUUGUGCUGGCCGGUGGUGCGAUGUUAUUGGAGCAUGGCUAGCUGCCUCUCCAUGCAUGCCUAAUACCGUAGCUAGAACUGAAACCCAAGAGCAGUAAUCACAGCAUAACCCAGCUUUACACACACACACACUGUCCAGCCCUAACACAGCUCACAGAGCUGCAAACACUGCGCCACACACUCAAGCUUACGGAGCAACUGUAACAAGAGCUCACACUCUGCUAACCUAAGGAGCAACUGUACACAGUGAUACACACACUUACGCAAAGAGACAGCGUCGGUACUGUAAAUGCACACAUAAGACUUUAUGGGCAAAAGCUUAAGAGACAAAUCAGGCGUUUUUUUUCCCACAUGGUCUUUCUGAGAAGACAUGCCUUUUGUGCCUUGUUCCUUCUUAUAAUUCAAGCUCUGAAAUUCAGCCUACGAAAAGACUGCCAGUAUAACGGCAGCUUACAUCAGAUAAGCAGAGCUCUGUGAUGGAACGAUAUUGAUUAAGAUGAAACAUGAAGAAAGUGGCCACUCCUUUAUUUUCCUGGUUUCCGUCGUUUAUUACAAUAGAUUUUUGUUGUUGUUGUAUGUAAGCAUGUUUCGUGCUGUUUCCUUACCCCUCCUCUUUUUCAACUUUCUCUUUAUAUCCUCCAUUGAUUUGUACAGGUAAAUUAAAGUUUCAUAGGAAAAUG